UUUCACUUUGAGAAUCUCUGUCUCUUCCCAGGAAUCAUGUGGCAAAUGUGGCUUCGAUUUUUCCUUAUUCUGCCCGGGGCGGUUUUAGGGCUGGAAGUGAUCGCUCCUCCAUCCCAGCAGGCUUUGUUGGGAUCUACUGUGCUCCUGCCCUGCACAUUUCAGGAGAAAAAUCUCCAGAUUAUGGCCAAUUUCCUUGCUAUAUUUUGGUACUUUGGGGAUACAGAGAUUUUGAGAUAUGACAACAAGGGCAAGGAAAUCAUCCACUCGAGGGUGACAGUUGAUGAGAAGGGCUUUCUGCAAGGCAAUGCUUCCAUCACUCUCUCCAAUGUGACCAUCUCAGAUGAAGGGACCUACAGGUGUCUGGUCAUUCACAGUCCCAGCAGACAAGAAAAGAAGAUCAGUUUUAGGGUUCAAGCUGUUCCAGGGGUCCGUAUAGUAAAGAAAACACUUAUUAAGAAGGAGGAAGGAGCCCUCCAGUGUUUGGUCACUGAUUACUACCCACAAUCCAUCACUGUCACUUGGCUGCUGAACGGAAAGCCUUUAACUAGAUCGGCCCCGGGGACACCCCGGCAGAAUGAGGAUGGAACAUUCCGAGUGAACAGCAGUGUGACCCUCCUCCCCUCGGAGACCCAAGAUAAUCUGGUUAUUGGGUGUCAGGUGCAACAUGAAUCCCAUCCUACACCUCUGACUGACAGUUUUAAGAUGGUGUUUGGAGUCCCUCCAUCAGUGCGAAUGUUCUCCUCCAAGGUUGAGGGACACUCAGAGAAGAUCUUUGUAUGUGAAGCAAGUGGCUUCUCCCCAGAGCCGGUGCAGAUUAAGUGGCUUAUGGAUGGGGUGAGGGUUGAGGAGCCCAGGACAAGUGACGGUGGAGGUUCUAUAAAGGAGUCAUAUUACCGGGUCACUUCAGGUCCUGAGACCCAACUGGCAAACAUCACAUGUGAGGCCUAUCAUGAGACUUUGUACCAGCCAGUCACAGAGACACUACAAAUUACAAAGAAUUACAGACAUUAUUAUGGUACAAUAGUUGCCGUUCUCUUGUUUCCAGGGCUCUUGCUGUUCUGGUUCAUCUUUAUAACCCUGAAAAAUUUCCUGAGGGUCCGAGUGAGUCCAAUACACAAACUGAUGUCGGAUGAUGGAGAGAAGUUGACCCUGUACUGUGUGGCCUCCAACUGGCCAAAAGACCCCCAGGUGACAUGGGCAGUGAUAAAUAACAGUGAUACAAAGAGCAAAGAGAAGAGGAAGGUGAUCUGGAAAGAGACAGAUAAUUCGAAAGGAAAAGGUUCGGUACCAGAGAGCUUGACCACGUCUGGAGAAAGUGAUACACUACUAACUGAGGAAUAUUCCAUGAGAACAGACAGACUGGAAGCAGGAGGGCUACAUAAUGUCCUUGCCACUUUGAGCUUCAAACCCGAUGCCCAGAAACAUGAGAACAUUGAGGUUUCCUGCAGGUUUGUCUGUGGGGGGAAAAUCAAAGAGAGAAAACUGCAAUAUUCCUACAUUUUACGGCAGCCCCAGGUCUCUCAGCCCAUAAAACUGUCCAUCAAUGAGACUGGAGAUCUUCUCUACUCCCUGGUCCUGCAGGAGUUUUAUCCCAGACAAAUCCAGAUCAGAUGGAGCUGUGGGGUUGGAUGUUACCAGGAUAUGGAGUCCAAUACAAAGAUAAUUCCAUGCAGUUCUAUCCAAGCAUUCAAUGCUGAGAGUGAGUGUAAGAUCCCUGGCCAACUACUCAAGGAUCCUGGAUUCACAGUGCGAGUGACCUGGAAACAUGAAUCCAUGACUGGCCCGGAGCAGCAGGAACUGUCUGUACGAGAUAAAGAAUUCCCCUGGCGCCCACAGAUGGAAGAGAUAAUAAAUCCUGAUACCCUGAUACACAGCAAAGAGGGCAAAUUCCAGUGUAAGAUCUGGGGGUAUUUCCCUGAUGCUCUGGAGGUGAAAUGGUUGAGGAGAGAAGCAGGAGGGCAGGAAUUAUUCUCUGUGUGUCCCAGUGAGAAAUACAAGAUCCCAGAGAUGGAGCAGAAGAGAGAAGCUGAUGGGACCUUCUCCUGCACAGUCAGUCUCAUUGUCUCUGUGUCACUAACAACUGAGCAGGGGGCGGAGUUUAUCUGCCGGGUGGGACACCCCAGUCUGGGGGAACCCCUAGAGAGAAGCACUGGGAUCCUCAGUGUGAGACGGGCUCCAGUUAUAAACAUCACACAUGAAGGGGAUAAAAUAAGAGCAGAAAUAGACCAAUUCUAUCCACAAAACAUUGGGGUGAUUUGGAGUCGGACUAAGAAUAUAAAGGAUGUUACAUUUAAAGAGUGUGAAGCCUCUCGUAUCAGUAACGAGACCCACAGUAACAGUGACGGCACCUACAGGAUCAUCAGCUCAUGUGACACCAAGAAACCUUCAGAUAAGAAACAUAUUAAACUCCAUGUAACACAUGAGGCUUUGGGGAAUCCCAUUGAGAAGAUUUUCAUACGUGAAAAAGGGAAGUAUUAUGAGCAGCAAGGUGACAAGAACAUUCUUCUGCAGAAACAUCCAGAAUAAGACAAAAAACUAGAUUGUGCUGAGGCUGUUAUGAUGGCAGACUUUAAAGAAUUUCUGGAACAAAGAUACUUAUUCCAUUUACUUUGAAAAGACAUUUGGCCCUGCUGGAAAUAUAAAUAGGGGAGUUGAGCUUAUACAAGAGACAGGAGAUGAAAUAUCUGGUGGUAUUUGCACAUGGUCCCAAUGUUUAUGUCCCAGUUACUGAGCAACACUCCCCUGUUAUUACCUGAUGGAAACCAGUCCCUUUUCUCUCUGCAUUUCCAGUUUCCUUGGGAUAAAUUCAGCAAUUACUGCAUUUGGGGAGGUGGAUGUGUUGAACACAUGGAAGAGGUUUCCUGCAGCGGAUAUUGGAACAAAGUCACUAAAGAAAUGCCAACACACGUGGGAGAGAUUGAAAGUAAUGUAAUGGCUUCAUCUGAUCUCCUGUCUGGUCUCCAAAAUGUUCCUCAGUAAAUUGUUCCUUACAAAUCUCAAUCCAGCAAUUGGGACCCUUUCAUUAAAUGAAGAAGAAUAUAUAUAAUGUAUAUAUAUAUAAUCAAUAUAACGUCAGCUUUUGUAUAUAACAACAUUGCUUCUUCCAGGGCUCUGGUCUGAUUAUAUUAGAGGGACAAUGUACAACUCAACAUGACCAGGGCCAGUAGGGAAUCCAUAGUCAUGUGUCUUGGAUAUUCUUUCAUUUAAACAGUAAGAAUAACACCCACUGGAUCAUUGUUUAUCUUUUUUACCUUUGAUAAUGGGAAAACUGUUUUAGGCUUACAGAUAAGGGUGAGACCCUAACAGGGAAGGGGUAUUAUUCACCUCCCACAAUGGUUCUGUAGAAAUAAGUGAAAUCAAGUUAAAAUAAAAGUAUCUACUGUCCCUCUGUCCUGUAUUGUCUGGUGCUGUAAAUAACGUCAUACAAUAACAGGGGUAAUAUUUGCUCUGGAUCUAGUGACCUACAGUAUCCAAUCAGAGUGUGUUACCGUGACAGCAGACCAGACAAUACUCCCUGCUGAUUGGUUGCUAUGGGUUAGUAGAUAUGGAGAAAAACGGUUACAUUGUCCCCACAGAGUUUCUUUAAUCAAACGGAUAUACAGAAAACAUUUCCAAUAUAAAACCCAGUUUAUUAGGAGAUAUCCUCACUUUUUUUCUGAACUCAACACAAAGAAGUCUAUGGACCUGUUCACACACAGCUGCCUGUUCAGGGGUCUGUAAUAUUAUUGCUGUUAUGUUAUUACUGAACUGAAAUCACUUGUUUUUGUUUCAUUUGAAGAAAACUGCCUUUGUCUUUCAACUACUGCUAUUGAAAUAAAACCCUUUUUUUGCUGC
This is a messenger RNA of Xenopus laevis (African clawed frog), 3834 nucleotides long. RefSeq lists its product as uncharacterized. The coding region runs from base 37 to 2526 and encodes 829 amino acids. The transcript has 11 exons. NCBI's taxonomy places the organism in Eukaryota, Metazoa, Chordata, Amphibia, Anura, Pipidae. The record is from RefSeq and is a predicted model, not a curated record.